Messenger RNA from Oryzias melastigma (Indian medaka), 3268 nucleotides. RefSeq names its product phosphate cytidylyltransferase 1, choline, alpha a (gene pcyt1aa). The record is from RefSeq and is a predicted model, not a curated record. Gene Ontology annotation, molecular function: choline-phosphate cytidylyltransferase activity; phosphatidylcholine binding. The coding region runs from base 806 to 1900 and encodes 364 amino acids. Gene Ontology annotation, biological process: CDP-choline pathway. Gene Ontology annotation, cellular component: endoplasmic reticulum. NCBI's taxonomy places the organism in Eukaryota, Metazoa, Chordata, Actinopteri, Beloniformes, Adrianichthyidae. The transcript has 9 exons.
UUCCCUGCUGCUAUUCCAUAUCUGAACCCCUCAUUUGUUCUCACAAAUGGUUUCUAAAAACAUAUUUGAUCCUCCCAGACUAUAUUUAUAGCCUCUGGAUGCUCUUUGGUGAUUGUUUGCUUUGAACAUGAUUUGAAUUAUUUUGAAAUUUACCAUUAUCUCCAAAUUUUAUUUUUUUUUUCUUUUAAACAGUGAGUUAGUCAGUAAGAUGAUCCUGUGAUGAUUCUUGUGAUUUUUUUUAAUCUUGAGGUCAUGUUUUCCAAAAGGAGUACAUCAGAAUAAAACAUGAAUUUAAUGCAAAGUUCAGUCAAGAAUAUCUUCUUUGAAGAUUUCAAGUUUUAAGUUCUUUGAAGGUUGCAUUCUUAUUUGCGUUAUAUAUGUAUCCACUAGAUGGCAGUCUAAUGGCUCAUUCGCAGUCCUAAAUGGAGACCCGGUAAUUACGUCAUAUCCUGUUAUGAAGUUCUGUAGUCCGCUUUUUUGUGACCUGUCAGCAUUGUAGUACCAUCUACUGCUGCAAAUAAUUAUUUUCUUGUAAGUUAGCUUGAAAUUUUUAUUUUUACCAUUGAUGUUUAAAGUAUUAUUGGCGCUAAAAUGUUCUGGAAGUUUUUUGCAUUCUGUUUUAGUCAUGGUCGAUGAACAGACUGCUAACGGCUAAAAUUAGCUAACAAGCCGCCCAACUUCACUGCCAGCUUGCCAGCUAGCAUCCAAGGCUACUUAGCAGCACUAGCUCGUCUGGUGACAGGACGAGUGUAGGAAUCCGCCCACCUCUCCAGAGCAGUGUUCCGGACAGAAGACAGAACGACAGAUGGAGGCCCAAAGCUCCUGUGACCUGCUGCUGUCCAGGAAGAGAAAAAAAGAGGACUCCAAUGGAGAGACAGAUGAAGGAGAAAGACCAUGGAAAAUCCCCAGAUGCACUGUGGGAUUGAAAAACCCAGCGCCUUUCGCAGAUGAAAUCAAGCCGGAUGGGAAACCCUAUAAGAGAGUCACCAUGGAGGAGGCAAAGAGGGGAACACCUCCUGACAGACCCGUUCGCGUCUAUGCAGAUGGCAUCUUUGAUGUUUUCCACUCAGGUCACGCCAGAGCGCUCAUGCAGGCCAAACGCCUCUUUCCAAAUACACAUCUGAUUGUUGGAGUGUGCAGCGAUGACCUUACCCACAAAUAUAAGGGCUUCACUGUGAUGAACGAAGACGAACGCUACGAUGCUAUCACACACUGCCGCUAUGUGGACGAGGUGGUGCGAAAUGCUCCCUGGACGCUAACGCCAGAGUUUCUAGCAAAACAUCGAAUCGACUUUGUUGCCCAUGACGACAUCCCAUACUCAUCGGCAGGAAGUGAUGAUGUGUACAAACACAUUAAAGAUGCAGGAAUGUUCGCUCCCACCCAGCGGACAGAAGGCAUCUCCACCUCUGACAUCAUCACCCGCAUCGUUCGGGACUAUGACGUGUACGUGAGACGCAACCUGCAGAGAGGCUACACGGCCAAAGAACUCAACGUCAGCUUCAUCAACGAGAAGAAGUAUCACCUGCAAGAGCGCGUGGACAAGGUGAAGAGGAAGGUGCGUGACGUCGAGGAAAAAAGCAAAGAGUUUGUCCAGAAAGUGGAAGAGAAAAGCAUCGACCUCAUCCAGAAGUGGGAGGAGAAAUCCAGGGAGUUCAUCGGCAACUUUUUGCAGAUGUUUGGCCCAGAAGGAGCCCUGAAGCACAUGCUGAAGGAAGGAAAAGGCCGCAUGCUGCAGGCCAUCAGCCCCCGGCAAAGUCCCAGCAGCAGCCCCACCCGGGAGGAGCGCUCGCCCUCCCCCACGUUCAGGCUUCCUUUCUUCUCCAAGGCCUCGCCGCCCCACCACAGUGAGGCCCGGGGGUACCUGGUCAGCGAGGAUGACGAUGAGGAUGAUGAGAGUUAAGAACACCUGAGAUCCCAGUCACUGCGAGUAACCAGUUUUCAUCAAGAUUCCCUUGGUUUUGUUUUAGUUUUAGCACCUCGUUCAAAUGGAACAACCAGGUUCUCUAGAUCUUAUAAUUUAAAGAGAAAAAUGAUUUUUAUUCUUUUUUUUUGUCUUGUAAAGGUCAGUUAACAUUUACCACUAGUCACUCAAGUUCUUUAACAGUUAUGUUCAUGUAUGUCUACCAAUUUUUGUAGGCAGUAAUUCACUGUCCUCUUGGAUUUUGUUCAGGUGUAACACCAGCUUUCAUGGCUGGCGCUUGGUCUUUAGUUGCAGCAGUUUUACUAGAUGUAACUGAGAGCAAAAAAUGGUUUAAACGAACUCACUCAGGUGUUGGGACACUUAAUACUUUGCUCUUACUUCCUUGAGCUUCUUAAAAACUCCUCUGAACUCUCCAGAUUACAUCAGAUCUGCACCUGACAGCAGACUUUUUUUUUUUUGCAUGCAUUUUGUGUGCAAGCUCUCUGAGCAUUUCCAGCUGUUAGCAUCUUUGUGUAUAAUAAAUUCUUUUAAAUUUUAUUGAAUGACAACAAUCAGUCUUUGAAAGACUUAGUUUAAAAAAAAAAAGACGCCUUUCAGUGGCGUAAAAGUUCAAAUGUUUUUAGAUUGUUAUGCAGAAAAAGCCUAUUUUUAUAGUUGGCAUCCCAUUGUUUUGUUUUUAAGUUGAAAAAAAGUCAACUCAAGACAUACUCUCUGUGAACUAAAAUUUUAACUUUAAGGAUAAUGUAUUCAUGAAUCAAAGAACCAAAAAAAUUCUGCAUGAUUAAAAAGCAAUGUAAGAUUAAACUGGCUUUUUUUAUGUAAAGCAUCUGAUCUAAAAUCUACAGAACAAGUUUUAAUAGUGAGCAUAGCAAAUUCAAAUUGUUGCUGCAAUUAGACUUAAUGGUCUCAUCUCUACUUAUAAAGCAUGUGUAGCUAAAGGAACCUGAUCUACAGGUUUGAUGCUUUACUGUCAUAACUGUAAUAUGAACGUUCUUGGUCAAACUUAGUUGGAUUUUUGAUCAUCUCUAGUGUGAACCAGAGCAACAAAGAUGUCCCUUUCAAAGGAUUUGGAACCAGAUGUUGGUCAGCGACUUGGAUCCAGUGUAAAAUCUUCUGGAAACAGCCAUGAAUUUGGUGCUAAGCAACAUUAGGAGAGCCUGGCUUUGAUUCUCGUGGAAUCUUUUUCCUUUUUAGUCAGUUUUCGGCGUGAGCAUGUCCUUAAAGUGCAGACUCCAAUAGCAGCACUGAGAGGCUGCCACCCAAAUGUUUUAAAGUCUCAUGUUACUGUGUGGAAAAUUGUCUUGCAUUCUUGAUGUAGAGGAAACAAAAUAAACUUUUUGGACAAAA